CACAUGAGAAGUCAUACUGGAGAGAAACCUUAUCAGUGCUCAGAAUGUCAACAAGGCUUUUCUCAAUAUUCUAAUUUACUAAGACAUAUGAAGACUCAUACUGGGGAGAAACCAUACAAAUGUUCAGAGUGUCUAAAAGGCUUCUCUCAAAAAUAUGGCUUAAUAAAACAUAUGAGAAUUCAUACUAGAGAAAAACCAUAUCGGUGUUCAGUGUGUCUAAAUGAGUUUUCCCAGAAAUCUAGUCUAGUACAACAUAUGGCUGCUCACACUGGAGAGAAACCAUAUCAGUGUUCAGUGUGUCUAAAAGACUUUUCCUUAAAUUCCUAUUUAGCUAAACAUAUGAAAAUUCAUACUGGAGAAAAAUCAUAUCAUUGUAUAUUGUGUUCGAAAGACUUUUUCCAAAAAGUUCAUUUAAUAAAUCACAUGAAGACUCACACUGGAGAGAAGCCAUAUCAUUGUUCAGAGUGCCUAAAAGAUUUUUCCACAAAAUCUACUUUAAUACAUCAUAUGAGAAUUCAUUCUGGCGAUAAAUCAUAGCAUCGUCAAGGAUGACUUAACCUGUAAACGGUCCAAGCAGAUCUACGUUCACAUGUGUACUGUUACAAAAGUAGAUCUACGUUUUUUUUACAUAUUUUCAAAUAUAAAAAAAAAAAAGUAGAUCAAAGUUUUUUUACACAUUUUCAAAUGUAAAAAAACAAAAAGAAGAUCUACUUUUUUACAUACUUUCAAGUGUUGAAAAAACGUAUAUAUACGUUUGGACCAUUUACGGGUUAAGGUACAUCAUUUAAACAAAUCUGAAUUCGCAGUUCAUGCAAAUAUUCAUGUGCAGGAAAGAAUAUCUUUCCUUAGUGUAGUUAUAUACAGUAAGUGGAAUGGCUGAAUUUGUGUUCAUUGUGUCAUAGUUUUUUUCCAUUGAAUGAUAAUAAUUUCUGCUACAAAAUAUACUCAAAUUUGUGAGGUUGUUUUGUUGUCCUUGCAAAAUUUUCCUGAGUUGUAUUUGCAGUAUAGACUAUAUAGAACAUUAUAAUUACUGUACUAAUGCGUAUAUUAACCCUUAAACUUAGAUCUAUGUUCACUCGCGUAGCACUCUGAACAUAAAUCUGUUUCAUUUUACAAGAAAUCAAAUGUAAAAAAAUGUAGAUCUACAUUUGGAGCGCUAUGCGAGUGAACGUAGAUUUACGUUUGGAGCACUGUGCAAGUGAACGAAGAUCUACAUACGGAGCGCUACGCAAGUGAACGUAGAUCUACAUUUGGACAGUUUAAGGGUUAAGUUUAAUAUAAAGA
Molecule: messenger RNA, 1284 nt
Organism: Cherax quadricarinatus
Lineage: Eukaryota; Metazoa; Arthropoda; Malacostraca; Decapoda; Parastacidae
Source: RefSeq, a predicted model, not a curated record